This is a messenger RNA of Trichechus manatus latirostris (Florida manatee), 822 nucleotides long. RefSeq names its product progestin and adipoQ receptor family member 4 (gene PAQR4). The record is from RefSeq and is a predicted model, not a curated record. NCBI's taxonomy places the organism in Eukaryota, Metazoa, Chordata, Mammalia, Sirenia, Trichechidae. Gene Ontology annotation, cellular component: membrane. The transcript is spliced from 3 exons. The coding region runs from base 1 to 822 and encodes 273 amino acids. Gene Ontology annotation, molecular function: signaling receptor activity.
AUGGCGUUCCUGGCCGGGCCGCGCCUGCUGGACUGGGCCAGCUCGCCGCCGCACCUGCAGUUCAACAAGUUCGUGCUGACGGGCUACCGGCCGGCCAGCAGCGGCUCGGGCUGCCUGCGCAGCCUCUUCUACCUGCACAACGAGCUGGGUAACAUCUACACGCACGGGCUGGCCCUGCUGGCUUUCCUGGUGCUGCUGCCCAUGACCGUGCCCUGGGGCCAGCUGGGUAAGGAUGGGUGGCUCGGGGGCACGCACUGCGUGGCCUGCCUGGCACCCCCUGCGGGCUCUGUGCUCUAUCACCUCUUCAUGUGCCACCAGGGGGGCAGCCCCGUGUACACGCGGCUCCUUGCCCUGGAUAUGUGUGGGGUCUGCCUUGUCAACACCCUCGGGGCCCUGCCCAUCAUCCACUGCACCCUGGCCUGCAGGCCCUGGCUGCGCCCAGCCGCCCUGCUGGCCUACACCGUGCUGUCAGGGGUGGCCGGCUGGCGGGCCCUCACUGCCCCGUCCACCAGCGCCCGGCUCCGCGCCUUCGGCUGGCAGGCUGGUGCCCGUCUCCUAGUAUUUGGAGCCCGGGGAGUGGGGCUGGGCUCUGGGGCCCCGAGCUCCCUGCCCUGUUACCUGCGCAUGGAUGCGCUGGCGCUGCUCGGGGGGCUGGUGAAUGUGGCCCGCCUGCCUGAGCGCUGGGGGCCCGGCCGCUUCGACUACUGGGGCAACUCACACCAGAUCAUGCAUCUGCUCAGCGUGGGCUCCAUCUUGCAGCUGCACGCCGGCGUCGUGCCCGACCUGCUGUGGGCCGCCCGCCAUGCCUGCCCGCCGGACUGA